AUGAGCAGUGGUUUGUUCAAUGGUGUGAUUAUUGGACCAUUUUUACAAGCGGCACUUAAAUAUGCCAAAUUCGUGGGACCGGGUAUUAUGGUUUCCGUGGCCUACAUGGACCCCGGAAAUUACUCCACAUCAGUAGCAGCUGGUUCUAGUUACGAAUACAAAUUGCUGGUGGCAGUUUUUGUGUCAAACCUGUUUGCAGUUCUGUUGCAAUGCCUGUGUAUAAAGGUUGGUUCGGUAACAGGGCUGGAUCUGGCGCAAAAUUGUCGGUUGCAUUUGCCUCGGUGGUUGAAUCUCACAGUCUACGUCUUCACCGAAAUCGCCAUUGUGGCCACCGAUUUGGCCGAAGUUGUGGGAAGCGCGAUUGCGUUGAACAUUUUGUUUGGGAUUCCGCUGGAGCUUGGAAUUGUGCUUACUGUGGUGGAGGUUCUGAUUGUUCUGGUAGCAUACAAGUCAGACGGAACCACCAGGCAGCUGAGAUAUUUUGAGCUAUUUGUAUCAGCCUUGGUCUUUGCAACUUGUGUUUGUUUUGCAAUACUUCUCCAAAAGGUUGAAAUUGCGGACGUUGGCGCUGUUUUCAAGGGGUUUGCGCCUUUGUCGUCUGACAUUCUCGAGAAAAAGGCUAUCUACCUGUCCUUGGGGAUUCUGGGAGCUACAGUUAUGCCCCAUAGUUUGUAUUUGGGAUCAGCACUUGUUCAGCCGAGAUUACGAGAUUAUGACAUUAAACAUGGAAAUUAUGAACCAUUUGAAGGUGAACAGAACGGGGGUCCAUCACGGAUGAUUACAUACAGACCUUCAUUGAACGCUCUGGACUACUGCUUAAAGAUGUCAUAUUGGGAACUGAUUGCAUCGCUCUUCUUUAUUGCACUAUUUGUGAACAGCUCCAUCUUGAUCGUUGCUGGAGCAUCUUUGUACGGAAAACCUGAUGCCGCUGACGCGGAUCUUCUUACCAUCUACGACAUGCUAACUGGUUAUGUUUCGCCCACCGCAGGGUUGUUGUUUGCUCUUGCAAUGCUCUUCUCCGGACAGAGUGCAGGAAUAAUUUGCACCAUGUCUGGACAAAUUGUAAGCGAAGGGUUUAUCCAUUGGAAGGUCAAGCCUUGGGUGAGAAGAAUCAUAACCAGACUGAUUUGCAUUAUUCCCUGUUUGGGAAUGGUGUUAUUUGUUGGACGAAAGGGAAUUGCACAGAUCCUGAAUGGAUCCCAAGUGUUGUUAUCUCUUAUACUUCCCAUUGUGUCUGCUCCAUUGAUUUACUUCAGUUGCAGUCACGAGAUAAUGAGAGUUAGGGUGAACAAAGUGCCGAUCGAAAACCGUGAGACUGAACAUGACUCAAUAGACGAACAAACGAACCUGCUUCCUCAAUCAAAGACCUACAGUGGUGCCGAGUAUCUGGAUUAUACCAACGGGGUUAUUCUCUCGGCGCUAUCAUUGCUAACCUGGGGUAGUAUCAGUUGCUUGAACUUUUACCUAAUUAUACAGUUCAUGAGGGGUGAGGACAUUGACUUCUGA
Messenger RNA from Kuraishia capsulata CBS 1993, 1506 nucleotides. RefSeq lists its product as uncharacterized. The coding region runs from base 1 to 1506 and encodes 501 amino acids. Gene Ontology annotation, biological process: intracellular manganese ion homeostasis; iron ion transport. NCBI's taxonomy places the organism in Eukaryota, Fungi, Ascomycota, Pichiomycetes, Pichiales, Pichiaceae. Gene Ontology annotation, cellular component: plasma membrane. Gene Ontology annotation, molecular function: manganese ion transmembrane transporter activity; cadmium ion transmembrane transporter activity. The record is from RefSeq and is a predicted model, not a curated record. The transcript has a single exon.